Messenger RNA from Magnusiomyces paraingens, 597 nucleotides. RefSeq lists its product as uncharacterized. The record is from RefSeq and is a predicted model, not a curated record. The coding region runs from base 1 to 597 and encodes 198 amino acids. The transcript has a single exon. Lineage: Eukaryota; Fungi; Ascomycota; Dipodascomycetes; Dipodascales; Dipodascaceae.
AUGGUUGCCAUCAAGAACAUUGCCUUUUUCUCUGCCGUUGCUGCUAUUGCUUCAGCUGCUCCUACUGCUGCUGCUUCCAAUGAAGUUGCUCGUCGCUCAGAACUUUCUGCCGCUGAGAUUCUUGCUCCUUACGCUGAAAUUAACAAGCGUUCCAAUGUUGAUCUUUCUGCUGUUGCUACUCUUUUGGCCAAUGUUGGUACAUUCCUUCAGGAGACUUUGACCAACGUUCUUUCUGGAAACCUCUCCCUUGAGCCUACUUCUCUUGCUACUUUUUUGGCCCAGGUCAACUCCGUUCUUCUUGAGCUUGAGAACAACCUUAAGAGCACUGAUCUUACUUCUGGUGUCGGUUCUCUUGUUCAAAAUCUUCUUAUUAAGACUGGUCUUCAGACACUUGUUCUGAACCUCUCUGUUAUCAUUUCCAACCUUGUCUCUAGACUUCUUACCGGAAAGGACAUUGAUUCAUCAGUUAAGGCUCAGUUCACUGCUAUUCUUUCUACUAUCACUUCUCUUCAGACUACUCUUAAGUCUGAUGGUCUUAGCUCUGGUGUUGAUGGCCUCCUUAGCAAUAUCAUUGGCGACCUUAACAAGAUUCUUUAA